CAUUGCGCGCCGUUGCUCAUAUUUGCUGUGUAAUAUAUGCGCUGAAAAGGCUGGGGUUUCGGAGGGACGACAGAGAUUAAAGAAACUCGAAAGAAAUUCAUACAUUAGCCUACAGUUGCUUUAAACUCGUUUUGCGAUUAACAGUAUGGAGUAUUUGAUCGGUAUCCAGGGGCAAGACUUUGUCUUGGUAGCAGCAGAUAAUGUUGCGGCCAGCAGCAUAAUUCAGAUGAAGCACGACUAUGACAAGAUGUUCAAGCUGAGCGAAAAGAUUCUGCUGCUGUGUGUUGGAGAGGCAGGCGACACUGUGCAAUUUGCAGAGUACAUUCAGAAGAAUGUCCAGCUCUAUAAGAUGAGGAAUGGUUAUGAGCUCAGCCCUGCUGCCGCUGCAAAUUUCACUCGCAAGAACCUCGCAGAUUACCUUCGCAGUCGGACCCCGUACCACGUGAACCUGCUGCUGGCUGGCUAUGACGAGGCCGACGGCCCCGGGCUCUACUACAUGGACUACCUGUCCGCCCUGGCCAAGGCCCCCUUCGCUGCCCACGGCUACGGAGCCUUCCUCACCCUGUCCAUCCUGGACCGCUACUACAGACCCGAUCUGACCCGGGAUGAGGCGAUGGAUCUUCUGAAGAAGUGCGUGGAGGAGCUGAAAAGGCGCUUCAUCCUGAACCUGCCCUCCUUCAGCGUCCGUCUGAUUGACAAAGACGGCAUCCACGAUCUGGAGAAGCUGCCACUGGCCCCCAAACAGCCCUGACCUUUGACCUUCCAGUAGAACUGAGCAUUGACCCGCCCAGAAGCCCUCAUCCUCUUUUGUACUAGAUAUGCGUUCCAUGAGACUCCCAAUAAAAAAAUGCUGUGCUUUGCUGCC
Messenger RNA from Anguilla rostrata (American eel), 865 nucleotides. It is a transcript of the gene psmb2, whose product is annotated as proteasome 20S subunit beta 2. NCBI's taxonomy places the organism in Eukaryota, Metazoa, Chordata, Actinopteri, Anguilliformes, Anguillidae. Gene Ontology annotation, cellular component: proteasome core complex; nucleus; cytosol. The transcript has 6 exons. The coding region runs from base 146 to 751 and encodes 201 amino acids. The record is from RefSeq and is a predicted model, not a curated record. Gene Ontology annotation, biological process: proteasomal protein catabolic process.